AUUGUUUCUGAGGGAUUAUUUUAACCCAAAAUUCAAAUUAUCCCUCCGCCAGUUGUUUCCCUCGAAUGAGAAAUUGGAAUUCAACAAAUAGCAAUCAAAAGGGGGAAGGAGGGAACGGAGACACUCGACUGAAAAUACAAGGAAGAGAGGGAAUAUAUCAGCAAUGGAGAUGAAAAGCCCACCUCCAUGUCCAAACACCGUCACCGUCCGUCGAAAUCCUCCGCGGAGGGCUAGGCCUACGCCUUCCACAAACCCUCACCAAAACCUCAUACCUCCAUCAUCGUCAUCAAAAUCAAAUAAACCAGAUAUUCUUCCAUUUCCGAUGCAAGAUAUUCUGUCAAUGGAAAUUCCUCAGAAUCCUCAACCCCACCCACCUCCCUCUUCACCAACCCCUGCCUCAGUUUCUGAGAAUCUCAGGGUUUAUCUUAGAAUUCGACCUCUUGUGCCUCCCAAGACAUCCAAAGAUGUCGUUGAUCAAAAGAGAAAAAAAAUUGCUUGGCCUCAAAACCCUGUCGCCAAGAAGAAUGGCAUAAGAGAGAAAAAUACAAAGAAAAAGAGUUGUAAGAUUUGUAUAUCAGUCAAUGAUCCUCAAUCAGUGACGCUAUCCCCGCCUCCAGCCUUGCAGGACUCUAAAAGGAUCAAGUCUGUGGUUUAUGAAGGGUUUUCUCGUGUUUUUGCAGCCGAUUCUUCUCAGAAUGAAGUGUAUGAUAUUAUGGUGAAGCCGUUGGUGGAGGAUUUUCUUAAUGGUAGAAAUGGAAUGCUAGCUGCUUUGGGACCUAGUGGUUCAGGCAAAACUCAUACGGUGUUUGGGACUGCCAGGGAGCCUGGGAUGGUUCCACUUGCACUUCAACACAUCUUUAAACAGACCAAGGAGUGUGGCUCUAAGUUGUCAAGGUCAUUCUACAUAUCCAUUUUUGAAAUAUAUUCUGAAGGAGGGAAGGCAGAGAGAAUGCUUGAUUUAUCCCCAGGUGGAGCUGACUUGACCAUGCAACAGUCAACUGUUAAAGGUCUACAAGAGGUUGCCAUUGCUGAUCCUGCACAUGCAGAAUCGUUGAUAGCUUCUGCAAUGUUAAGACGUUCUACAGCCAUGACAAAUGCAAACAGCCAGUCAAGCCGGUCACAAUGCAUUAUAAACAUCCAUAGUCUUCUUAACAAGUGUGACAAGGAGCUAGAUGUUCAAUCAAAUAAUGCUGUCCUAACUAUUGUUGAUCUAGCUGGAGCUGAAAGAGAAAGGAGAACGGGGAAUCAGGGGUCAAGGUUGCUUGAAAGCAAUUUCAUCAACAAUACAUCGAUGGUUUUCGGUCUUUGCCUAAGAUCAUUAUUGGAGCAUCAAAAAAACCCCAAGAAGCCAUUGCAGAAGCACUUCCAGAAUUCUUUGUUGACUAGGUAUUUACGAGAUUAUUUGGAAGGAAAGAAGCGGAUAGCUUUGAUUUUAACAGUAAAACCAGGAGAAGAGGAUUAUCUUGAUACAGUCUACCUCUUGAGACAAUCAUCACCUUUUAUGAAAAUCAAGUUCAAUAACGUCGAUGAACAACCAAAUUCAGUUCAUCACAAGAGGCAUAUUCAAUCAUUGUAUGGAGUUGAAGAGCCAAAGAGAAAGAAAUACUGUGGCCUUGAUGCUAAUGAGAAAAAAGAAGGAAAAAGCACUGGAGAUGAACAUCUACUGUUGGAGGAAGGUUGUACCAGAGUCACAGACGGGCCUCGAAUCUCAAAAUUCAACUCUAUUGAUACCGCACCUGUAAAGUCGGUCUGUGGUGAUUGGGCAAUAAGGGAAAGAAAUCAUCAAAUUAUGCAAAAUUUUGCUAAAGCAUUAUGGAAUGUCUUGAAGGAAUACAAAGAGAAACUCACGGUGGCAGAAAAAGAAAAUGGGAAUCUCAAUGAGAACCUUAGAAGUGAAAAGUCAAGAUAUAUUGAGCUGGAAAAGAAGCUUGAAGAUUUCAAGUCCUGUUGUACUUGUUCCAAGGAAAAUUCAGUGGAGGCUCUUAAAGUAGAUACUGACAUUCAUGCCCCAGUACAUGUAGAGGGGAAUGAAUGUAGCAAUUUUGAUGAGGCACCCAAUGUCGUGGAAUCUAAGUGCGAUAAGUCUCCUAUCGUGUGCAGCUUGAAACCAGGACAGGAUCAAUAUUUAUUUCUUGACGUCCAUUCAAAAGUAGAAGCAAAGAGCCAUUCUCCCAACCUCAAGGCAUCUGAAUGCACUGGUACUCUCACACAUGAUCAGGAUGUUACUGGUCAGGUGGAUGAGAGUGUUCAUUCUCCUAACCUCAAGGAAUCUAAAUGCAGUAGCACUCCAACAUGGGAUCAGGAUAUUUCAACUCAGGCAGAAGUAAAGAGUUAUUCUCCUACCCUUAAGGCAUCUGAAUGCACAAGUAGUCAGCAUGAUCAGGAUGUUACAAGUCAGGUGGGUGAGAGUGUUCAUUCUCCUAACCACAAGGAAUCUAAAUGCGGUAGCACUCCAACACGGGAUCAGGAUAUUUCAACUCAGUCAGAAGUAAAGAGUCAUCAUUCUCCCAACCUCAAGGCAUUUGAAUGCACUGGUACUGCUACACGUGAUCAGGAUCUUACAAGUCAGGCGGGUGAGAAUGAUCCUUCUCCUAACCUCAAGGAAUCUAGAUGCAGUAGCACUCCGACAUGGGAUCAGGAUAUUUCAACUGAGGUGGAUAUGAAUAGUCAUUCUCCCCAACCUGAGGCAUCUAAAUGCGGUAGCACUCAAGAUCAGGAUGAGGAUUUUCUCACUAAGAAACCAUUGCAUGUGCCACUAUCAAAGGAAGAUGCUGCAUUCAUCAAACAGUGCAACCUUGAUGUGCCAGAUUGCGAAAUAAGAUCCAACACUUCAUGUAAAGCAUCGAAUUUGAAAAAACCUAAGAGGAGACUUCCGCCCGUAUCAUCCAUAUUACUGAGGGACAUCUCUGCUUUGGGAAUUGAGGAUGAGCCCCAGAAACCAAAAGGGAAUAGAGGUGGAAAGAAAUUGUCUGCUGGUGAAAGAACUCAGGGCAGCAUCUCUCUCAUACGUUUGCUUCAGAGCAAUCUUCGUCUCUAGCACUAACUCGUUUUCAAGUUUUACAUUUAUUUUUCAUAUUGCUUAGUAUAUAAAAAUCUUGAUUCUACACGGAACGAGAGAUCUUUUUUGGUCUU
Hevea brasiliensis (rubber tree) is the source of this 3132-nucleotide messenger RNA. RefSeq names its product kinesin-like protein KIN-6. Gene Ontology annotation, cellular component: kinesin complex; microtubule. Gene Ontology annotation, molecular function: ATP binding; microtubule motor activity; ATP hydrolysis activity. The transcript is spliced from 24 exons. Gene Ontology annotation, biological process: microtubule-based movement. The record is from RefSeq and is a predicted model, not a curated record. Bases 164 to 3037 code for a protein of 957 amino acids. Lineage: Eukaryota; Viridiplantae; Streptophyta; Magnoliopsida; Malpighiales; Euphorbiaceae.